AUGCCAACGUGGAGCUUGUCAAAUGUCAAAAUCAUGACCUAACCUCAAAAUUUCCGAUGUCUCAAAAACAUAAAUAAAAACAAAUUUUCUUUAAAAAAAUGUGGUUUUUAACCCUUAUUUGCUAUUUUUCUAUGCUAGUCCAAGUUGUUUUUAUCACAAUUUCUAUAGCUGCAGGUCUCUAUUACUUGGCAGAAAUAGUUGAGGAAUACUCUUAUGCUGCUAAAAAAGCGAUUUGGUGGAUGAAUUUUACAAUAACAACUCUAUUUAUUUUCCUGUGGUUGUUCGAGAACUUCCCUCCAUCGAUGAUCAUCUGUGGCAUCCUUGCACAAAUAUGCCAUUUUGCUAUACUAAAUAAUUUUCCUUAUGUGGCAUUUAGUUCCCCUUUUUUCAUAUUUGGGGUGGUGUUUGUCAUCGUCAAUCACUACUUAGCUUUUAGUUAUUUCGCUUCCACUUACCAUCCAUUUUCUGAGGUUAUAGCAUAUUUCACUUUGUAUUUGUGGCUUGUACCAUUUGCUCUUUUUGUAUCUUUGUCGGCAAAUGAUAAUGUGCUGCCUACAACAGCUGAGAGAUCAGAUCUGGACGCUGUAACAAACUACCUUUCUAAAAGGAACAAAAAGUACGGGCUCCUAACUCUUUUUACUUAUGCAAAAGAGUCAUUGCUGCCAAUGAGAACAAAAAAAGGAUUUUAGACCGUGAAGAUACUCUUGUACAUAAAACCAUAUUUAUUUAUAUAAAUUAGUUAGGAUAGCAACUGUUUAAGACUAAUUUUUUUUUCAAUGCUGUGGUGAAUAAUAUGAUGGUGAUAUUUUGUUGCUGUGGUAUGUGAGGUAAUAAAACUAAUUUUCCCUACUA
Anthonomus grandis grandis is the source of this 852-nucleotide messenger RNA. Its product is annotated as protein TEX261. Bases 99 to 689 code for a protein of 196 amino acids. The record is from RefSeq and is a predicted model, not a curated record. The transcript is spliced from 5 exons. Gene Ontology annotation, biological process: endoplasmic reticulum to Golgi vesicle-mediated transport. NCBI's taxonomy places the organism in Eukaryota, Metazoa, Arthropoda, Insecta, Coleoptera, Curculionidae. Gene Ontology annotation, cellular component: Golgi membrane; endoplasmic reticulum membrane; COPII-coated ER to Golgi transport vesicle. Gene Ontology annotation, molecular function: COPII receptor activity.